UGAGUCACUUUACUUCUUUGAGUCUCAAGCUUAUUAGUUUUUUCACUUUUUUUAAUCCUUUCAAACCUCUAUUGGUAAACUAAGACAAAAGCUGGAUAGUACUAAACUACAGCCAAAGACAAGUUGUAACAAACUAAGAGAAUCUUUAUCUGCUUAUAAUGCAUCUCAUUUUCAUUUCUUUUCAAAGGUAAAGCCACAUAAAAAGAGAAAAAGACUAAUAACUCCCACUUGCAAUAAUUUCCACUAACUCUGUUUCUUCUCUGUUUUCACUCUGUUUUUCUCCUUUGUUCACUCUGUUUCUCCCCUGUUUUAACUCUGCAUCAAACUAAACAGAGUGGCAAAAGCUUCUUUUCUAUUCUGUUCCGCUCCGUUCUGUUUCGUUCUAAAAACCACCGAUUCUAAUGGAUCCACCACUUAUCUCCCUAGCUGCAUCUAACGUUCCUCCUCCUAAUGUCGUCCAAACAAAUUAUCCUGACUCGUUAGAUUCUUCAUCACCACGACCACAACCACCACGAUCUCGUGAAACAAUGAAUGAUGAGCCUCUACCUAACAUCCCAAACGCCAAGCUUCGUCUUAUGUGCAGCUACGGAGGCCACAUUAUGCCACGCCCUCACGAUAAAUCUCUUUUUUAUGUUGGUGGCGACACUCGAAUCGUGGUGAUCGACCGUAGUUCUUCCUUGAAAGACCUAUGUUCGCGCCUUUCGCGAACAAUUCUUAAUGGAAGACCUUUUACUCUCAAGUACCAGCUUCCAAAUGAAGACCUUGACAGCCUCAUCACAGUCACAACAGAUGAAGAUCUCGACAACAUGAUCGAAGAGUAUGAUCGAAUAGCAUCUGCAUGUUCGACCAUGAAAUCUUCUUCGAGACUCAGAGUGUUUCUGUUCUUCACAAAACCAGAGUCCACACUCUCAAUGGGAUCACUCCUUGAUGAUGCGAAGUCGGAGACAUGGUUUGUUGAUGCACUCAAUAACUCAGGAAUCCUCUCGCGGGGUGUGUCGGAUUCAGCCGGGGAUUCUUUUGUGAAUCUUGAUAAUGUUCCUGCUAGUGAUUCAAGCAAUAACUUGGAAGCACAAGGUGUAGCAGUAGUAGAGUCAUUGAACCUUCUCGAAAACAACAACAGCAACAGCAACAACGUUAAGAAUGUUUUUGAUGUUGUUAAUGUUGUGAACUCAACACCUGGUUCACCUAUGCUAGAGAAUAGUCCAUCUUCUUCUUCUCUGUCUCCUUCAAUUGCAAAUUUACCUCCGAUUCGUGUCCGUGUUGACGAAACCGGUGGUAGCAGGCUUCAACAAGAGAAUAAAGUUGGAAUGAAGCAAGAUGAUGGAUUUGUUGUUUCUUCUGCUAAUGUGGCUAUGGCUGCAAUUCCUGCAGCAUUGACUAUGGCUUCAACUGGUGUUGUUGCUACUACUGUUACUAGUGAUGUUAAUGUGAAUAGGGUUGUUUCUGAUGAUGAGAGAUCAGAUUAUGGAGGAGUAAUCGGAGCUCGAAAACCACCUUUACCAUUGCAGCUUGUUCAGCCAAGGACUAGUGGCGGUUUGAGUCUUCCUUCACCAGAUUCAGUCACAAGUGAUAGUAGUAGUAUUGCAUCUACAAAUUCUUUCUCCAAAAUCAUUUAUCAUCAAGAACAAGUCCAAGUCCAACCUACAAACAUAGACAACAAACCUCAAGAUUCUAGCUACAUAUUACCUCAACAACUAGAUCAAAACCAACAACAAUUUGUUCAUUCCAACACUCACUAUAUCCACCACCCUACAACAACAAAUCAAGUUCCAAUCUCAUCAUACUACCAAGUUUAUCCCCCACAAUCACAACAACAACAACAACUUCACAAUCCAAUUGGUCAACAACAAUAUCCAAUUUAUGUAAUGCCUAUUGGAGCCACACAACAACCAUACAACAUGACAUUGCAACAUAACAUAAGUGACCCUAAUGUUGUAUCCUCUAUUAGGCCAUUAAUACCUCAAAGUGGAACUCCACCAAUUUACCCGAAUAAAUCACCAAACCCUAAUGUGCCAUCAAAUUCAACAUUUGUUCAAGUACCUUCAAGUCAAUUUCAACAACAAUAUGUUGGUUUGCCUCAAUUCCAUCAUCAACCACAGCAUCCAAUCAAUGUAGCUCCUUCUAGUGGUACUAAUUAUGGUUAUGAAUAUGGUGGUAAUGUGCAAGAACAGGUUUAUUAUGGUCAACCACAAACUAAUGCUACUUUGGUUACUCAGUACCAAUCCAUGACUCCUGCAGCUGCUGCUGCAGCAUUAUCAGAUGCUUCCCAACAGUUCCCUGCAGAUAAUGUUCAGCAAUCAAAUAGAACUUCGCAACCGGUAUAAAUCGGAUCUUGAUUCGCUGCAGUCAAAAUUUGGAGCCUAGUUUUCUACAUGAAAAAUAAGCAUAGUUUAAUUUUUCUUUUUGUCUAUAUGAACUUAUGAAGAUGAAUGACAUGUAAGAUCAUACUUUGAAUAAGACAAGUUAUUGUCAUUAGCCUUA
This is a messenger RNA of Lathyrus oleraceus (garden pea), 2481 nucleotides long. RefSeq lists its product as uncharacterized. The transcript has 2 exons. The record is from RefSeq and is a predicted model, not a curated record. Gene Ontology annotation, molecular function: protein binding. Lineage: Eukaryota; Viridiplantae; Streptophyta; Magnoliopsida; Fabales; Fabaceae. The coding region runs from base 402 to 2324 and encodes 640 amino acids.